AUGGAACCAUCCAUUUUUCUGAGUAAAAUUAUGAAUGUGAAUAAAGAAGAAGCCAGCAGUGAUUUGCAUGGAAAACUGCAACUUGUUGAUACCAAAACCCAUCAACUUCCUGUUUCUGAAGGCAAAAUUGAUGAUUUUAGUUUAGUGAGUUGUUUCAAUAAGGUUGCCAAGUCACAAGAUAAUAAAGAGAGCAAAUAUUUGUUUGACACACUGGACAAAAACAAUUUUGAAGAUAAUAAAAGGGUUGUCAAUUCUAAUUCAACACCAGCUGAGCAACAAAAACCUCACUCAGAAGAUUGGCAUGAGUUUCAAAAAUUUCAAGGGAAGACAUCUGAAGUGGCGAACCAGCAUCUUAACUCUCAAACCAGCCCACUAAAUGGCUCAAACAACACAGAACCUCUGAUUUCAGCUUCAUUAACUUCUAAUUCGUUCAAUGUUAUAUUCAGCCGAGAGAUUUGCAGAACCACAGAACAAACAGAUCCUAAUAUUUUAAAAAAUUUCACAUUAAAUUGCAAAGACACAAAAGUUUGGCAGGAUUUAGAAUACUCAAGAACAAAAUCAAAACUGAAAUUCAAUUGGAAUGAAUCCAUAUUCAAAAAAUACUUUUUAAAAUCUAUGCACCUGGAAACUCCAUUUUCAGUAAUUCAAUUUUUCAACCUUUAUGUCUAUUUAUUAUAUUAUUAA
Helobdella robusta is the source of this 684-nucleotide messenger RNA. RefSeq lists its product as hypothetical. The transcript has 2 exons. Bases 1 to 684 code for a protein of 227 amino acids. The record is from RefSeq and is a predicted model, not a curated record. NCBI's taxonomy places the organism in Eukaryota, Metazoa, Annelida, Clitellata, Rhynchobdellida, Glossiphoniidae.